Messenger RNA from Lathyrus sativus (Indian pea), 489 nucleotides. Lineage: Eukaryota; Viridiplantae; Streptophyta; Magnoliopsida; Fabales; Fabaceae. The record is from the annotation of a GenBank genome assembly.
AUGUAUUCACCAGUGCCAGUGGAAGGAAAACUCACAAACGCCUCCAAUGGUUCACCUAAACCUCUAGUCGAAUGGUCCACCGGCCUAUUUGACUGCUGCUCCGACCCAGGAAACUGUUGCAAAACAUUAUGGUGUCCAUGUGUUACUUUUGGCCAACUUGCUGAAAUCAGUGACCAGGGAACCACUUCUUGCUGUGGGAGCUGUUCUUUGUAUAUGUUGUUUUGUUGUAUGUGUGGGCAUGGUGGCUUGUAUUCCUGCUUCUACCGCUCAGAGAUAAGACAGCAAUACAAUUUAAAAGGGAAUGAUUGUUUAGAUUUCUGGAUUCAUUGUUGCUGCGAGGCUUGCGCCUUGUCUCAAGAAUACCGCGAGCUUGAAAAUCAUGGUUUUAACUUGCUCAUUGGAUGGCAUGGAAAUGUUGAGCAACAGACUGGAGGAAUAGCCAUGGCUACAACAACAGCACCAACUGUGGAAUCGAGCAUGUAUCGUUGA